AUGCAGCUGCUGCCGCAGCAGCAGCAACAGCAGCAGGAGCAGGAGCAACAGCAGCAGCAGCAGCAGCAGCAACAGCAGAUAUUCCUAUGGGAAGGGAGUUUGCUGCUGCCCCAGAGGAAGCGCAGCAGCAGCACCGCCUGGCUGCAGCUGCUGACAGCAACGCCGCAGCAGCAGCUGCUGCCGCCGAUCUCCCUUUGCUGCAGCAGCACACCGCCCGUGCUGCUGCCUGCAGCAGGGGCGAUACAGCAGCUGCUGCUGUUGCAGCAGCAGCAGCAGCGGAGGGGCUUUCAGCAGCAGCAGAUGGUAAGAAGACGCGACUCUGCUGCAGCAGCACAAAUGAUACAGCAUCCGAUGCAUCUUGCUGCUGGAGUUGCUGCUGCUCCCCCUGCCGCAGCAGGAAGAGCAGCAGCAGCAGCAAGAGCUGCAACAGCAGGAGCAGCAGCAGCCAGCAACCAACUAAAGCAGCAGAGUCCGGCAGCGGACGGUUCAAAGAAAUCUUUAGCUGCAAAACAAACGCUGCAGCAGCAGCAGCAGAAGCGGCAGCAGGAGCCGCAGCUGCAGCUGCAGCAGCAGAAGCGGCAACAGGAGCCGCAGCAGCAGCAGCAGGCGAGUGAGCUGCAGCAGCAAGAGCAGCAGCAGAAGCAGCAGGGACACCGCGUGGACCUGCCUGAUACGCUCCUGCAGCAUCAGCAGGAGCAGCAGCAAGAGCAUCAGCAACAGCAGGAGGAGCAGCAGGAAGAGCAGCAGCAGCAAGAACAGCAGCAGCAGGAACUGCAGCAGCAGGAACAGCAGCAAGAGCAUCAGCAGCAGCAACAGCAUGAGGAACAGCAGGAAGAGCAGCAGCAGCAGCAGCAGCAACGGGAAGAGCAGCAGCAGCAACAACAACAGCAGCAUCACCCGGAUCAGCAGCAGCAGCAGCAGCAGCAGCAGCAGCAGCAGCAGGAGCGUUUUAUCUUGCAUUUAGAGCCGGGUGCAGGGAGUGUGCUGCAGCAGCAGCUGACGAGAUGGAGAGAGGAAGCUGCUGCUGCUUUCGGUGCUGAUGAGUCUCUGUGCUAUUCGCUGCACUGCUCUGUUACAGGUUUCUUUUGCUGCGCAGACACCUCAGCAGUAGACUCUCUUCUUGCUGCACUCAGCUCUCAGCUGCACGACAUUCAGCAGCAAAUGCAAAUGCAGCAGCAGCAGCAGCACCACCACGCAGAACGAGAGCAGCAACUGCUACACGAGGAAAAACAACAUCAAAAACAGCAAGAGCAGCAGCAGCAGGGAGAGCAGCAGCAGCAGCAGCAACAACAAGGGCAGCAGCAGCAAGAGCAGCAGCAGCAGCAGCAACUAGGGUUGGGUAGGGGGUUUCCUCGAGUAAUAUCGACUGAAGACGGUCAUGUGCUGCUGCCGCUGCAGUGCCCAGCGCUGCACCCUUUGCUGCAGCAGCAGCAGCAGCUGCUGCAGCAGCAGCAGCGCUGCUGCUUGCGGCUGAAGCAAAUGAACCAUAUUACUUUAGCAACAUGCCGCACUGAUCCCAGACAAAGACAAACAAUCGAGCAUUUCUACAAUCAACGGCUACUGCUGCUGCUUGAUUAG
Eimeria acervulina is the source of this 1578-nucleotide messenger RNA. RefSeq lists its product as hypothetical. The record is from RefSeq and is a predicted model, not a curated record. NCBI's taxonomy places the organism in Eukaryota, Apicomplexa, Conoidasida, Eucoccidiorida, Eimeriidae. The transcript is spliced from 2 exons. Bases 1 to 1578 code for a protein of 525 amino acids.